Molecule: messenger RNA, 1374 nt
Organism: Arachis duranensis
Lineage: Eukaryota; Viridiplantae; Streptophyta; Magnoliopsida; Fabales; Fabaceae
Product: aluminum-activated malate transporter 2-like
Exons: 7
Coding region: 1-1374 (457 amino acids)
Biological process (GO): malate transport
Cellular component (GO): plant-type vacuole membrane
Source: RefSeq, a predicted model, not a curated record
AUGUUGCCUGCUGGAGAAAGAGCUUUUUGGCUUUUAGCAGAGAGCUUAGCCAAAGUGGUUGUGGCAGAGCUGGAGGUGGUGUGGAAGUGGCUCGGAAGACAGUGGCCGACAUGGUGGUCUGGAACAGAGCUGGCACCGACGGGAAAUGGCUGCGCGACGGAGGCAGGAGGCAAGAUCGGCGAUGGUGGCUUCAAUUUUCAAAGCUCAAACGGCGGUAGCUGGACGGACGUUGCGUCGUUGCCUUCAAAGCUCGAAGUUGGGACGGCGGCGGUGGCUGGAUGGACUUGCACCGGCGGCUUCGAUGAGAAAAAAUAUAUUUUUUAUAUUAAAAAUGUGUACGAUAUAUGUUAUCACUUGGUUAAUUCAAUAAUGGGAGGGCACAUUGUGGAGCCAUUACUUCUUGGAACCCUAAUUUUUAUCAUAGUUGCAGGAGUGACAUAUAUGCGGUUUUUAUCUCAAGUGAAAGCAAGAUAUGAUUAUGGAUUCUUAGUGUUUAUCUUAACAUUCUGCAUGGUAUCUGUACCUAGCUAUCGAGACGAAGAUUUAUUAGAUACAGUGAAAAAACGAGUAAUCACAAUUUUCGCAGGUGUUUUAAUUUCUGUAUUGGUGUGCAUUUUUGUAUACCCCAUUUGGGCAGGUGAUGAUCUUCACAAGCUAGUGUCAAAGAAUCUUCACAAAUUAGGAGACUCUAUUGAAGGAUUUGGAGAUGAAUAUUUUGGGACAUCAGAUGGUGAAGAAUCUAAUAAUAAGGCAAAGCUUCAAGCAUAUAAAAGUGUUCUUAAUUCAAAGCAAAUUGAAGAAAGCUUGGUGAAUUUUGCAAGGUGGGAACCGUGCCAUGGUCCUUUCAGAUAUGGUCAUCCUUGGAAACAAUAUUUGAAAAUUGGAAGCUUAUUAAGGCAAUGUGCCCACCUCAUUGAUUCUCUUGUUGACUUCCUUGAUUAUACCAAGAGUCCAUCAGAAACAAAAAAGAAAGUGGAAGAGGCAUGCAUCCAAAUAAGCAAAGAAACAGGAAAAGGUCUAAAGGAAUUAUCAGUGUCAAUCCAAAAAAAGAUUUCACUAUCAUAUGCUGCAAACCCUAGCAUUGAGAAAUCUAAGAUUGUUGCAAUGAACCUCAAGUCCAUUCUCAAAUCAGGGUUAUGGGAAGGAACCAAUCUGUUUGAGGAUAUUCCUCUUAUGAUUGUGACUUAUUUGCUGUUUGAUGUGGUUUCUUGCACUGAGAAACUGGCUGAGUCAAUACAUGAAUUAUCCAUCCAAGGAAAAUUCAAGAAAAAAGAUAAUAAAGUUGCACCAAAUUGUCCUCCUCAUCUUGAUGAACCGUGCCAUGGGGACCAAGAGAAGAACAUUGGAGUUCAUCAUGUUAUUACAAUCAACUAG